CCCUGCCGAGCAGCCCCAGCAGGUUCCGGUACAUAUUCUCACCGCGAUGUUUUUAGCGCAAAGACGACGGACGAAACAAAGUUGGAAAACAAAAACAAAAGUCAACCAGGAAGUGGGAGCGUGCCAAAAUAGCGCGUGCGAGCGGCCGACGGUCCACGUUUUCCUGGGGGCGCCGCGGGCCCGGCCCGACGACGACGGCGGCUCACGGAGGGGGCCGGCCCCGCGCCGGCGACGGCUGGAGCUCACCUGGCGGGAAGGCCGCCUCGUCCCCGCAAACGGUGAAGAAGAAGAAAGCAUCCAGGAGGCCAAACGCUCACGUCAGGAUUCUUUCGCGUCGAGGAGUCAUCCAAGCGCAGAGUCGCCGCAACGCUCACAACAUCCUUACCCUGCCGAUCAAGCGGAAGCGCAGUUGUCCCUCCGGAGCCGCGACCUCUCCGCCCGGACUCCGACCCGAGCCGUAAUCCUCCGAGGUGUCGGGUCGGUCGGACGCGCGCCGGAGCUCUUCAGUGCGACGACCUCUUCCGACGAGCUCUCGGGUGGAUGGAGACAAUCUUCGGGCCGCUCUCCCGUGGCCGGGCGGGCGGAGCGAGGAGGGGUCGUCCCGGAGGCCGCCUCGGACGGCAUCCUGCGCUCACAGGAGGCGGAGCGUCGCGCCUCCGGGCCGUGCUCGAAAAGAACUGGACUGCGCCAGGGCGGCCCGCGUGACGACCGGUGCGGUUCUUCCGCCACGCUGCUGGGCCACUGUGCUGACGCGACGACUCUCUACCGGGUUCUGGUUGCUGUGGUUCAUCCCUGUCAUUUGAAGGAAAUCAAGGUGAAGCGAGGCCCUUCCGCCGGGUCCUCGGUGCCCCUGGCCAGCCUGGUGGUGACGGACCAGUCGGGCGUCGACGUGACGGUGGCGCUGUGGCGACGGGCGGCGUUCUGGGCGGCCGCCGUGGACGUCGGCGAUGUUGUCUUCAUCACAGGCCUGCAGCUGAGCAAGGACGGCUGGAGCGGAGAGAAGAUCUUGAAGUCCACCUUCAGCAGCAAACUGCUCAACCUGGGUCACGUGGGUGCCCCCAUCUGCCCCCCAGGUGGUCGGCACGGAGCCGCCGUCUCGGCCCUCAGCGCCUUCCUCGGACGCCGGCGGCCACCGCUCUUGUCCGCGCCCCGUCGCCGCCCCCGGGAUCUGAAGCGCGUGCCCUACGCCCCCCUGUGGCCGUGCAGGGUCAACACGCUGAUCCACGCCCUAGUGCGUGUCAAACACGCGUACGUCGGCAAGGAGUGGCAAGAGGAGGCGGAGUCCCGCCGCAGGUGCGCUCUGGAGCGUCACGCGGUCGCGAGCGUGGAAGGGGCCGGCGGCCAGCGGGGGGCGCUGCUGCUGCGGGGUUCGGCUCUGGAGUGGCUCGCGCGCUUCAGGACCCAUCGAGACGCCGUGUGGGACAUCCGCUUCCUUUUGGUCAGGGAGGGCUCGAACGCCGACUUCCCCGAGCUUCACACCACCCCCUGGAGCGCCGCCCGCCGAGCGGACGGCGCCGACCGCCGGCUCGGCGGCUUCCUGCGCCCCGGCGAAAGCGCUGUGGAGAUGGAUGUGGACACGCUGCUGUCCCAGCAAUAUUCAGGCGAGGCGUCGCUCAGGGUGGAGGUCCUCGCCUUCGGCUUUCAGCCCUCCCACGACGCGCCGCGGGCGAGCCUGGACCGCGCCUCGCCACCCGCGGCCAUCCUGGCGGCACUUAGCGAAGACGUGACGUACUCGGGCUGCGGCCGCUGCUCCGCCGAACUGGACGCCGACGCUAACGGGAUUUACGCUCCGUGCUACCCGUGCCUGCCUGCCGGCGGCGUGCGCCGCUACUACAGGCCGGCCGUGUUGACGGUGAGCGGGCGGGGCGGCGUGCGGGUCUGCAUUCAGGUUCCCGCUGUGGCCGUGCAGAAGAUUGUGGAUGUGCCGCCCGACAGGCUGCCGCGGGCAGGCUCCGACGUCAAGUACGUUCAGGUGGCGGCGGAGAGGCUCGGCGACCUCCUGAGGCUUCCCGGAAAAAGCGUCGUCGUCAGCGUCCGCAGCCUCUUCCUGUGCGACGAAAACAGCGCCCCCGUCAGUCAAGAGUUGACGCUGCUCGACCUCCGCGUCGACAGGCGGGCUCGGGUUCCGCUAACGUCACGUUUUUUUGCCGACGGACGGGACGCGGGAGUGCUGACGUUUUCACACUGAACGCGUCGCACGUGACCCGUUUGGAGGCGAACACAUGAAAUGAAUGCCGAAAAAGUCAGGCAGCGCAAUCGUCCCCUCCUCAGUUCAGAAUGGGUUCCCCUCCCGGCCAGUGGAUGGCGGCGCGCAGAAGCCCAAUCUGGGCGACGGGCAGUGGACGGGCUGCCGCAGAUCAAUUGGACUGGAGUUGCGUUGCUCAAUCAUUUCACUUCAAGUGUCUUGUUUGCUUUUUACCUUUCCACUCCUACAUUUAAGUAGCAAGCUCCAAAAAUUGUGUCGCUCGAAACCGCGAUCUCAAAUCAAAUCAAAGCAAAAGUGGAGCAUCCCGUUUGUGCCAAAGUCAUCGACGUGGACCCGUAAGGUCGCUCGGCGUGGCGAAACGGACCGGCCCAAGAUUGCAGGAAAGGUGGCCCGACGGGGAGGACGGGAGGACUUCCCGCCUGCGGUUCUACUUUCCUUGGGACGUUUCUUCUGCCACUUCCAUCAGGUCGGCAAACAAAUCUGACGCCGCACAGCAUAAAGCACAUUGAACAUAUUUGGCUGGACACUUUUGAAGAAACUUCCAUAUUCCAGUGUUUGGCGAGAGCGCAACUUAAGAAUUUGUCAAGUAAAAAAAGCAAAGAGCCCGCACAGGAUGAUUUGGGAUGAAACGGUGGAAGUCGCGCCUUCCCUCUUAGCAAUUGUGUAAUUGUGGCCGCUUCGUUUCGGCUCUUGAACUGCCCGUUUCAUUCUCUCCGUGUCCGUCGACAGUUUUCCGCUCGCCGUGUCUGUCCUCAGCCAUUUUAUUUUUUGCAUUCUCUUGUCUUACGGGGUAAAACGUUUUACAGACAA
Syngnathoides biaculeatus (alligator pipefish) is the source of this 3016-nucleotide messenger RNA. It is a transcript of the gene shld2, whose product is annotated as shieldin complex subunit 2. NCBI's taxonomy places the organism in Eukaryota, Metazoa, Chordata, Actinopteri, Syngnathiformes, Syngnathidae. The coding region runs from base 47 to 2188 and encodes 713 amino acids. The record is from RefSeq and is a predicted model, not a curated record. The transcript is spliced from 12 exons. Gene Ontology annotation, cellular component: site of double-strand break; nucleus. Gene Ontology annotation, biological process: regulation of double-strand break repair via homologous recombination.